AUUGAAUUAGCCUUUCCUAAUAUUUGAAUUCUUGUGCAAAAUGAAAGUGUUAAUUGUUUUGACUAUUUACUUAGGGGCUGUUUUCUGUGGGUCUGUAUUACCCGAGAGAAAACCUGAAAUAAAAAAAGUUGUAGGCGGUUUUUCUGGAUCAUGUACCACAACUCGGUAUUGGGAUUGUUGUAAGCCAACUUGUGCAUGGAAGGAAAACAUUGAUACCGAUGUUGGACCUGUAAAAGCUUGUAACAUCGAUGGAGUUAAUAUAAGUGACGUAGAGGCCCAAUCUGGAUGUGGUGGAGGUAGCUCUUACAUGUGCAACAACCAGCAAAGUAUUAUUGUUAAUUCCACAUUUGCUUAUGGAUUUGCUGCCGCUGUCUUUAUAUCACCACCUGAAAAUCUUUGUUGUGCAUGUUUCCUUGUUAAUUUCCAAAAAGGCGAAUGGGGUGACUGUGCUGGAAAACAGAUGAUUGUCCAACUGACAAAUACAGGCGGUUCUAGCAGUGUUAAUGGCACCGAAAACAACAUUGAAAUUGCCAUGCCUGGAGGUGGCGUUGGGUAUUUUACAGAAGGAUGUAAAACUCAGUGGAAUGCUCCAGAUCAAGGAUGGGGUGAACAAUAUGGAGGAGUUACUACUGAAGAUGGCUGUAAUGAUCUUCCUACCCAACUACAACCCGGAUGCAAAUUCAGAUGGGAAUUCUUAAACGGAUGUUCCAACCCGCCAGCGACCUUUGAACAAGUUGUUUGUCCUCAAGAAAUUGUAGAUAUCUCAGGCUGUAAAACGGAUUAAUUAUUAAUAAAAACUUGGACAAUA
Sitophilus oryzae (rice weevil) is the source of this 808-nucleotide messenger RNA. RefSeq names its product endoglucanase-like. Gene Ontology annotation, biological process: carbohydrate metabolic process. Gene Ontology annotation, molecular function: cellulase activity. The coding region runs from base 41 to 784 and encodes 247 amino acids. The record is from RefSeq and is a predicted model, not a curated record. The transcript is spliced from 6 exons. NCBI's taxonomy places the organism in Eukaryota, Metazoa, Arthropoda, Insecta, Coleoptera, Curculionidae.